AUGGAAGGAGCUAGUUUGCUACAGGAAAAACUAGAAGGAUUCUGCUUGGUGUGCUCAACGCAAACGAGCCUCGUUUGCCAUCGAUGUGGAGACUAUUAUUGCUCGAGGGAAUGCCAGCUGAAGGAUUGGCAACGUCACAGAUACAUUUGCUUCCCUAUUCCGCCUUUGGUGCAACCCACGAGGUGCUCCAUAAUUGCAAGUAUCAAUACCGAAAAUCUAUGUACUAAAGACAAUGCAUAUCCGCCGAUAAUAAAGCCAAAUGAGCUAAUUUCACCUAAUCGUGAAGUUGCAACGCCGUUUCCGAUACCAAUUCUGACUGCAGCCAUAAAUAAUAAUUUAGCAGAAUGCGAUAAGGAAAAUAACAAGGCGGCGGCCAGCAACAUAACCCCAAAAAAUGAAGCACAUAGUAAUGAUGAUCUGACGAAUACUUCUCCGCCCGAUGCAAACAUUCCAAACGGUUCAAAUGUGUAUAUCACUAGUUUUAUUUCAUCCAAUCGCUGUAUCAUACGCGAUGCCAGCGAAUCUGCUGAGAAAGCAUAUUUUACAGUUUUGGAAAAGGUAAACUCCUUAUGUCAAAAGCUGCCCAGAAAAUCAAAAAUCAAAUACGCAGAGUAUGCACUUUGCAAAUUUAAUGGACGAUACCAUCGUGUCAAAAGUAUAGAUAGAAAGAACCCUUCACGCCUCCUUCUGUUGGAUGAGGGCAUAGUAAAGAUGCUAAAUCUAGUUGAUAUGCGUGAAAUCGGCAGCGAGCUCAUGAAACUCCCUUAUUGCUCCAUGCAGGUGCAACUUGAAGAUACACCCCAUUUUCCUUACAAUCAAAGCUUUUUACGCCCAUUUGAAUUCAAGCAAUUGACGGCAACCUUUUUGUCAAAUGGGCGUGUUGAGCUAAAGCAAAAAGAUUCCCCAAAAUCUUUAAACGAGCAGAUUUCCGAAUUUGGUCAUGGAAACACUUCUGAUAAAAAAUCUAACGAGAGUAAACAAGUUCCAGAAGCUAUCAAAAACGAAGGUAAUGGUACAAAUUUACAAUUUGAAAGUCCUCAGAAUAUCCGUAAGGCUGUUGCUAUCGUCCACGACGCAAAUACAAAUAAUUCCCAACCGAAAGUUAAGGAAGUCAAUUCAACAAUUAAUCCAGAAGCUGUAAAAAUGGAUUCGCAUAAGGAAAUGCAACCACAAUUGAACGAAAUUAAAUCACUUCCAAUGUCGACUGCCGAUGAAACUUGCACACCUAAGGAGACGGAGAAUAACAACCAUACUACACCUAAACCUAUAGAGAAAUUGGUUAAAGAGCUGAAUGACAAUGAAAGUCCUUCUUCGCAUUCAGCACAACAGUAUGGUGCAGAUUCAGCCAAUGUGACUCCCGUGUUGUGCAGCCCUUUCGAAAUGCAACGCCUUUGUAAUAAAAGCGGAGAUGGAUUGGAUGCUUAUAUUGUGGAAAGCGCAAACGCUUCGCGGGGCAUUAUCGCUGCUUUCGACAAGCUAAAUUUAGAUGAGAUAUCUGAAAUGCGCUUUCUUUUAUCUAAAUUCAGCGAUCCGCGUCCUUAUCGCCCUGUCCUCAAGGAGUAUGUGAUCGCGUUAUUUGAGCCAAACGGCUGGUGUCGUGCCAAAAUCAUGGAUAUUAAGGAAAACCUAUAUUCAGUGCUGUUCGUUGACUAUGCUAAAGGGGCAACUGUUCCUGAGAAUUCUAUCCGUCGCUAUCCAGUUGGGCUAGCAAUGCCUUGCUAUACAAGUAUUUGCCUAAUCGAUGGUUUCCCGCAUAAGCCAUCACAGCGACAAAUUGAUUUUUUGAACCAGAAUUUAAAAUUAAAUACUAUUUUUCAUAUUGACAGCGUCAGCUACUUGCAGGAUAUGGCUUUAAUCAAGUGUAAAACAUUAAUUGACCAACUCAACAAGUUAUAAAAAGCCAUUUUUUUAUUUUAUAAUAUUUUAUACUUUUAAUAUGCCGCAGAAACUGCGAACAUUUUUUUAUACUGUGAAUUUUUUAAUAAUGAUAAUCUAUCGAUAUUUGUAUAUUGUGCCGUUUUUACAAAGAGUAUCGAUACUAC
Molecule: messenger RNA, 2042 nt
Organism: Drosophila sulfurigaster albostrigata
Lineage: Eukaryota; Metazoa; Arthropoda; Insecta; Diptera; Drosophilidae
Exons: 5
Coding region: 1-1896 (631 amino acids)
Source: RefSeq, a predicted model, not a curated record